Schistosoma margrebowiei is the source of this 1464-nucleotide messenger RNA. Lineage: Eukaryota; Metazoa; Platyhelminthes; Trematoda; Strigeidida; Schistosomatidae. The record is from the annotation of a GenBank genome assembly.
AAAGAUAUUGGAUUCAUGGUGGGUAUUGAGCGCCAGCUACGGAAUUUCUCAAGAUUAAGCGCGUGAUUUAUGAAGAAACGGCGUGGGUUCAAGAAGAAGGAAUUCGCAGAUGAUUUAUUUGUCGAACAUGAGGACGAAUGUAAUUUGACUGAUGUCAACAUACUACGAGUGGAGCACGUUAGUUCAAAGAUUAAGCGGCGCAAUCGCAAGAAGACACUAAAGAAAUUUGAAAAAGUUCAGUUCCUCAAUAUCUGUGACGAAUAUUUAGCUUCAAAAUCCCAUGUUCUCCCUAAGGUCCUUCCAGAAACGUUGCACCAACCAUGUAGCAACCCAGAAAUUUUAAAUUUCCUAAGUGUCUUUGUAAACAACUACAUCGAUGUAUUUGACGUCAAACAGCUACGAAGAAAACUAUCGGAGUUCUAUGACCCUUCUGCAUACUUAACAUUCCAGAUAGCUCCUUACGUCUGUCAGUCGUCAUUGGAUAAAUGUUCUGAUAAAAGUUACAGACCAAAGUAUCGACCCCUUUGGGCCCCUUAUGAACGUUUCGCUGUUAAUAGUUUGCCCGGUGGGUUCCCUCUUCCAUCAUGGGCCUGGUUCGCUAUUAAGGAGGAGUCCAUGCCUCGAAGAUUAAGAGGUCCUAGCUUACCUAAACAGGAUAGGAAACUUCUCAAAUCAUUGAAAGGAUAUCAAAUGGGACACAUACAAAGAUUGGUAUCAGUUACACGCUCAGCUUCUAGCGCUCCUGAUCGCUUGAUAUCGAACAUUCCACCCCCACCAAUAGCGCGAAUGGAGUGUCGUGGAGGCGAUCAGGUUCUGGGCUUGCUUUAUCGUUUACCCAACCUUGUACAUGUGAGAAGUGACAGGUACUCACAUUUGGAUGUAAUUUGGGUGGAAUUACCUUUGGUUUGUGUGAGAUACUCAUGUAUUGCAGCUGAACCGGUGCCACAGGAUACACGCCCCAGCGACUUGGAAGGCGUUUCAGAUCAACUGCUAAACAUUGCUCCUCAUGGUAGCUAUGCCAUUCGUUUAGUUUGUCGAAUGCUAAUAUUGCAUCAAAGUGGUAAAAUUCUUCAGGAAGAUUGGUGCGUUACUCCAUUGCCAAGUUCACAUUUACAGGAGUGUUCACUGGUUAUCACAGAGGCUGUGUCAAAUUUUAUGACUCCAAAAACAUCUACGCUAGUAUCAACUUUCGAAGCAGGUGGUAUACCGGACGACGCUGUUCGUUCAAAAUUAGUUGAUGAGCUUUCCACUGCAACUGGAAUGAAUAAAGCUUAUUCUUUACAGUGUUUAACUGAGUGCCAAUUUGAUAUAGAUUCUGCAUUACACUCAUUUCAAAAAGUACAUGAAGCCGGACUUUUACCCGCCGAAGCAUUUUCACUGAUUUGACUAUUCACAUUGUUUUAGUGUUGUAUUUUUGGAAUUUUUUUUACAGAUUUUGUAAAUAUAUUUUUACUUCACUUUAAA